Molecule: messenger RNA, 523 nt
Organism: Nymphalis io (European peacock)
Lineage: Eukaryota; Metazoa; Arthropoda; Insecta; Lepidoptera; Nymphalidae
Gene: Dph3
Product: diphthamide biosynthesis protein 3
Exons: 3
Coding region: 109-360 (83 amino acids)
Biological process (GO): protein histidyl modification to diphthamide
Molecular function (GO): metal ion binding
Source: RefSeq, a predicted model, not a curated record
UAAUAUUGUCUAAUUAUAAACAUAACACAUGUGAUUGACGUUAUCAUACCAUUUUAAAUGGUUAAUUUUCCUUAUAUUUUCUUAACUUGUUUAAAAUAAGGUAUAAUAAUGACUAUAUUUCACGAUGAAAUAGAAAUCGAAGAUUUCGAAUACGACGAAGACGAUGAUAUGUAUUAUUAUCCGUGCCCAUGCGGGGAUAGGUUUCAAAUAAGUAAGGAGGAGCUGAUGGCGGGUGAAGAAGUUGCCACAUGCCCCAGUUGUUCUCUUGUUGUUAAAGUUAUAUAUGACUUAGAAAAGUUCAAGGCUGAAGCUGAAGAAGUACAGAGUGAAUGCAAAGAAAAGGAAACAAUUAAAGUUUAAUAUGAUAGCGUCAAUAUAGCUAUAUAAUAGCUGUGAAAGUAUUAACGGUUAUGUUUGAAAGAGAUGCAUCACAAAGAGUGGUCAAGUCAUUCUGUUGAUGAGGUGUUCAGUACUGUGAUGGCACUGACAUGUGAUAACACAAAUAAAUACCAGUUAUAUGUGA